This is a messenger RNA of Pocillopora meandrina, 333 nucleotides long. Lineage: Eukaryota; Metazoa; Cnidaria; Anthozoa; Scleractinia; Pocilloporidae. The record is from the annotation of a GenBank genome assembly.
AUGUUUUCUGUUUCUAGGACACCCUCUUUACGUUCGCCGUCAACAACUCUGCUUUGUGGUCUGGCUGCAUCAAAUGUAAUUGUUGGACUUAUAGCGCAGCCUCUCUUUGUCAUUCAUGGGCUGAUACCAAAUGACACCCUGAAGUAUGUGGUAUACUUUUUCUCCUGCAACGGCUGUGGAGUUUCCCUAUUAACGAUGACACUUAUAAGUUUGGAUCGAUACGCGGCUCUUCACUACCACAUGAGAUAUGCUACCAUGGUGACUUCCAAAAGGGUUAUCUGCACGCUAGCGACAAUGUGGUUUGUUAUAUAUGUGGAAUUUGGUAUCUACUUU